AAAACAAAAUUAUUUUUGUAUUUGUGUGAAGAUUUUCAAACAAAAAAAUCGUGUGUAGGUAAACUUUUUUGCGCGACCGGGGCUUUGUGUGGUCGAAAAGUUGGUCUGCAUCAGUGUUCUCGGGGUUUCGACAGCGUAUAGUGUGUUUGGAACGCUAAGUGUAUAUCUUCUUUUUCUCCUUCCUGCCGUAGUAGCUUAAACAACAAAACACAAACAUGGAUGCCAUCAAGAAGAAGAUGCAAGCGAUGAAGCUUGAAAAGGAUAACGCCAUUGACAAGGCCGAUACCUGUGAAAAUCAAGCUAAAGACGCCAAUGCUCGUUGCGAAAAAUUGAAUGAAGAAGUUCGCGAUUUGGAAAAGAAGUUGGUCCAAGUUGAAGCCGAUUUGGUUUCAUCCAAGGAACAAUUGGAAAAGGCCAAUCAUGAAUUGGAAGAGAAGGAAAAAUUGUUGACCGCCACCGAAUCUGAGGUAGCCACCUUGAAUCGCAAGGUCCAACAAAUUGAGGAAGAUUUGGAAAAAUCUGAAGAACGCUCAACCAGCGCCCAACAAAAGUUGUUGGAAGCUUCUCAAGCUGCUGAUGAAAACAACCGUAUGUGCCAAGUAUUGGAGAACCGUUCCCAACAGGAUGAGCAACGUAUGGAUCAAUUGACCAACCAAUUGAAGGAAGCCCGUAUGUUGGCUGAAGAUGCUGAUACCAAAUCCGAUGAAGUAUCCCGCAAGUUGGCCUUCGUUGAAGACGAGUUGGAAGUCGCUGAAGAUCGUGUACGUUCCGGCGAAGCCAAGAUCAUGGAACUCGAAGAAGAAUUGAAGGUUGUCGGUAACUCUUUGAAAUCUUUGGAAGUAUCCGAAGAAAAGGCCAACCAACGUGUCGAGGAAUUCAAGCGUGAAAUGAAGACCUUGACCGUUAAAUUGAAGGAAGCCGAACAACGUGCCGAACACGCUGAGAAGCACGUCAAGCGUCUCCAGAAGGAAGUCGACAGGCUAGAAGAUGAAUUGGGCAUCAACAAGGACAGAUACAAGUCUUUGGCCGAUGAAAUGGACUCCACAUUCGCCGAAUUGGCCGGUUAUUAAACGAAAUUUGUUGGUCUCUCUGUAAUAUGUUUUCCAUCUUGUAAAAAAAAAAAAUAAUAAAAUUAUACAAAAAGAACCGAAUCCUAACACCAUCAUCAUUCAGAUACCACCGUGCAGACAUGACCGCCCGCACACAUACACACACGCACACAACCAACUCUCCUCGCUACUUUCUAUUCGAUUGCCGUUCCGGGGCUGGAUAGAAGGCAGCUCGUCAGAUGUUGUGCUUAGAACAUACUACCUGCAUAUGAACAUAAACUAUAUCUAAUUGUUAAAGCAAAUGCCAAAAUAUCGAUAAUAAACUUUUAUUUUUCUUUGGAAAAACCUUUAUUUAUAUAUAAAUUAAUAAAAGAAAACUAUUUAAUU
Molecule: messenger RNA, 1436 nt
Organism: Musca domestica (house fly)
Lineage: Eukaryota; Metazoa; Arthropoda; Insecta; Diptera; Muscidae
Gene: Tm2
Product: tropomyosin-2
Exons: 5
Coding region: 216-1070 (284 amino acids)
Biological process (GO): actin filament organization; muscle contraction
Cellular component (GO): actin filament
Molecular function (GO): actin filament binding
Source: RefSeq, a predicted model, not a curated record